Messenger RNA from Colletotrichum godetiae, 694 nucleotides. RefSeq lists its product as uncharacterized. NCBI's taxonomy places the organism in Eukaryota, Fungi, Ascomycota, Sordariomycetes, Glomerellales, Glomerellaceae. The coding region runs from base 92 to 607 and encodes 171 amino acids. The transcript has a single exon. The record is from RefSeq and is a predicted model, not a curated record.
UUUCGAUCUAUCUAAGAUUCUUGGCGUAAGCUUCACUACCAAUCUAUCGGUGCUAAGACCCAAGAUUCCUGUCUCACAUCCAGCAUAGUAUAUGCACCUUCCAGUCAUCAAGCGCUACUACAAUAACUUGAAGCCCAAUUCCCUAGAGGUCGACGUCGACAUUCUCUGGAGCAAUAUUCUCCCCCUAUACUUCGACAUCCGCAAGGACUAUGGAAUCGAACCUCAACAGCGACCUUACCCGGGUGUCGUUAAGACAACAGAUUUUGUAAUUACGGCCGUGAGGAACGGCCAGCCCAAGAAAAUUGUUGUCAUAGAGGACAAGCGCGUCAGCGACGAAGGAUCGGGCGCGGUUUGGCAAGAGGCUGUGACACAAGUCACCGACUACAUGAAGGUGGCGAGAACGUCGAACUUUGUAACCUUCAGAAAGACCGAGACCGUGUAUGCCAUUGUCACAGUCGGCCGCUACUCGCGCUUCUACAAGUUGCGGAAGAACGAGUUGCAAUUGGUAGAUUUCGACAACACCGGGGGCAAGACUUACGAGUUCAAGAAAGACGAAGAGUCAAUUGACGGCAUCCUCCUUGACAUUGUACAGAAAACGGUGCACUAAGUCGUCAUUAGUCCCGAAGAUACUGGACAUUAUACUUGGAGAAUUUAUGUUAUAUUAGUGCUCAUCCAGUGAUUCUCGUUUAGUGAC